Messenger RNA from Postia placenta MAD-698-R-SB12, 1644 nucleotides. RefSeq lists its product as hypothetical. The coding region runs from base 1 to 1644 and encodes 547 amino acids. Gene Ontology annotation, molecular function: heme binding; iron ion binding; oxidoreductase activity, acting on paired donors, with incorporation or reduction of molecular oxygen. Lineage: Eukaryota; Fungi; Basidiomycota; Agaricomycetes; Polyporales; Adustoporiaceae. The record is from RefSeq and is a predicted model, not a curated record. The transcript has 14 exons.
AUGGCCGCUCCCAUCGUGCUGCUCUAUGGCCUACUCGCAUUGGGAGCAAUGUGGUUCGUACGGAGGCAGUCCAAACACCGCAAUGCUCACCAUGUGAUGCGUAACAUUCCUGGACCUCCAUCUCGAUCUUGGAUGAAAGGAAACGUAAUGCAAUUCUUCACGCGCCAUGGACAAGAGUUUCAAAGGGACGUGGCCCUCAACUACGGGUCGGUUGUGCGACUUGAAGGUCCUCUCGGGCGCAAAAUACUAUACGUCGCAGACCCUAAGGCGCUCCAUACGAUCAUUAUCAAAGAAGAGCACGUCUUUGAGGAACCCGAACCAUUCUUGGUCUCCAACAACUUGAUCUUCGGGGAAUGUCUCAUUGGUAGUCUAGGCGACAUUCACAAGCGACAGAGGAAAAUGCUCACUCCGGUCUUCUCCGUCAACCACAUGCGUCACAUGCUGCCAGUCUUUAACACCGUCGUAUUUAAACUCCGGGAAGUAGUUCUCGCUAAGGUGCGCGAGGGAGAGAAGGAGAUAGACGUCCUAGAAUGGACGGGACGCGUUGCUCUGGAGCUUAUAGGACAAGGCGGCCUAGGGUACUCUUUCGAUCCUCUCGAUUCGGAAAAGGAGGCUAGGAACGAGUAUGGAGAUGCCAUCAAGUCGCUGCUCCCUGCCAUGAUGAACAUAGAGCAACUACGCCAACUGACACCACACCUCGUCAAGAUGGGCCCGAGAUGGUUUCGCCGACUGGCCGUCGACCUAUUCCCCAACGCGCACCUGCAGACCGUCAAACAUGUGUCCGACACUAUGAGCGAACGAUCUCAGAAUAUAUUCCACGAGAAGAAGGUCGCCUUGAACAAUGGAGAUGAAGCAGUGCUUCGUCAGGUCGGUGAAGGGAGAGACAUCAUGAGCAUCCUCCUCAGGGCGAACACAACGGCAUCAGAGCAAGACAAGCUUCCGGAGUCCGAGAUGAUCGCUCAAAUGUCACUCCUGGUUUUCGCAGCCACGGACACUACUUCCAACACCCUGGCGCGUAUCCUGCAAUCAUUGGCUGAACACAGCGACGUGCAAUCCAAGUUGCGAGAAGAACUGCUUCAUGCAGGUGCAGACACGGGCGAUCUUUCGUACGAUGACCUUAUGAAGUUGCCGCUGCUGGAUGCCAUCUGCCGAGAGACUCUUCGACUGUAUCCUCCUGUGACGAUACUGCUUAGGGUGCCUAGAAAGGACUCGGUGCUUCCUCUGUCUGAGCCCGUCGUCGGACUCGACGGGUCGAUAAUCAAAGAUGUCCCGGUUCCUAAGGGAACAGAGAUCAUCAUCGGCACCUUGGGAUCCAAUGUCAAUAAAUCGCUAUGGGGAGAAGAUUCCCUCGAGUGGAAACCGGAGCGUUGGCUUUCCCCCUUACCACGCGCGGUCAACGACGCCCCUAUUCCAGGUGUAUACUCCAACUUGAUGACGUUCCUCGGGGGAAAGCGCGCUUGCAUCGGCUUCAAGUUCUCUGAGAUGGAGAUGAAGGUUGUGCUGGCGGUGAUGGUGUCGAAUUUCACUUUCGAGUUGACGGAGAAGGAGAUCGGAUGGAAUGUCGCUUUGGUCUGGUAUCCCACCGUCGGCAAGGACGACGACCGGCCGCAGCUGCCGCUCAAGGUGAGACUGUAUAAACCGUGA